UACGAGAUAAGUACCAGAAAACUUAUGUGAGAUUUGAGAACAACGGUUAGGUGAGGCAUCACUCACCACUCACCAGUCUUCUUUCAUCUCUCUAUUGAAAUCUUGAUCCAAAAAUUAACAAUUCCCGCGAAAAUAUUUAUUUUUUGUUAUUAUAUUAAUUCUUCGGAUCCAUAAAUAGAGACAACAACAAACACGGGACGUAGAGAUCUCAUUUUCUUUCUUUCUCUUCAACCGUAAGUUCUGGUUGUUCUUUCCUCCAUCUUACAGUACCCAAAAACAAAGUUUGUGAAGGUAAUUAAGAAAUGGCAAGAAAGAAGAUCAGAGAGUAUGAUUCGAAGAGGUUGUUGAAGGAACAUUUUAAGAGAUUGGCUGGUUCUGAAUUAGCACUCAAAUCAGCUCAGGUCACGGAAUCAACUGAUUUCAAUGAGCUAGCGAACAAAGAACCAUGGCUUUCAUCCAGUAAACUGGUUGUGAAGCCUGAUAUGUUGUUUGGUAAGCGUGGGAAGAGUGGUUUAGUUGCCUUGAACCUCGAUUUGGCUCAAGUUGCCAGCUUUGUGAAAGAGCGUCUUGGAAAAGAGGUAGAGAUGGGGGGUUGUAAAGGACCAAUCACUACAUUCAUCGUGGAACCCUUCAUCCCACAUGAUGAAGAAUUUUAUCUCAAUAUUGUUUCUGAGCGCCUAGGAUGUAGCAUUAGCUUUUCAGAAUGCGGAGGAAUUGAUAUCGAAGAAAACUGGGACAAGGUCAAAACCGUAUUCAUCCCAACCAGAACAACUUUUUCUGCGGAUUUAUGUGCUCCUCUGGUUGCAACACUCCCGUUGGAGAUCAAGGAGAAGAUCGAGGAUUUCAUUAAAGUGGUGUAUUCUAUAUUUUUAGAUCUAGAUUUCACCUUCCUAGAGAUGAAUCCUUUUGCUUUGGUCGAUGGAAAGCCAUACCCAUUGGAUAUGAGAGGAGAGUUGGAUGACACUGCCACUUUCAAGAACUUUAAGAAGUGGGGUAACCUUGAAUUUCCAAUGCCAUUUGGAAGAGUAAUGAGUCCUGCUGAAAGCUUCAUUCAUGGGCUGGAUGAAAAGACAAGUGCAUCUUUGAAGUUCACAGUUUUGAACCCAAAGGGACGAAUUUGGACUAUGGUAGCAGGAGGAGGUGCUAGUGUCAUCUAUGCAGACACGGUUGGAGAUCUUGGUUAUGCUUCUGAGCUCGGAAAUUAUGCCGAAUACAGUGGAGCACCAAAUGAACAAGAGGUGUUGCAGUAUGCCAGAGUUGUUAUUGAUUGUGCAACUGCUGAACCCGAUGACAAGAAGAGAGCUCUUGUGAUUGGAGGAGGAAUUGCCAACUUUACUGAUGUCGCUGCUACAUUUAGUGGCAUUAUCCGAGCUUUAAGAGAAAAGGAGGAAAAGCUUAAAGCUGCAAAAAUGCAUAUAUAUGUGAGGAGAGGGGGACCAAACUAUCAGUUGGGUCUUGCCAAGAUGAGGAGUCUCGGUGAGGAAAUCGGUAUUCCUCUUGAAGUGUUUGGUCCCGAAGCAACUAUGACUGGCAUAUGCAAACAAGCAAUAGACUGCAUCACUGCAUCAGCAUAAACUUGUCAUGACCAGGAAAAUGAUCUGUUCUUUUCUCAUUAGAUUCAAAUUUCUCAUUUCUUAUGUGUUUUUCUUCAAUGUAAUAAGUACCUGAGUAUGUGAUCAAUUGUCAUUAGCAUUAUUGUUUUCCAAUUAGACUACUACUAUUAUUUUAGUGAUUGUGAAAGUCUUACCUCCUAAGUACAAUGUAUUUAGGCAUUCAUAGAAAUGUAAUUCGUUUUUGUUCAACACAAGUCAGUUCAUGAAA
Molecule: messenger RNA, 1821 nt
Organism: Papaver somniferum (opium poppy)
Lineage: Eukaryota; Viridiplantae; Streptophyta; Magnoliopsida; Ranunculales; Papaveraceae
Product: ATP-citrate synthase alpha chain protein 2-like
Exons: 13
Coding region: 303-1574 (423 amino acids)
Biological process (GO): tricarboxylic acid cycle; succinyl-CoA metabolic process
Cellular component (GO): succinate-CoA ligase complex
Molecular function (GO): succinate-CoA ligase (ADP-forming) activity
Source: RefSeq, a predicted model, not a curated record